Messenger RNA from Pichia kudriavzevii, 1737 nucleotides. RefSeq lists its product as uncharacterized. Gene Ontology annotation, biological process: proteolysis. The record is from RefSeq and is a predicted model, not a curated record. The transcript has a single exon. The coding region runs from base 1 to 1737 and encodes 578 amino acids. Gene Ontology annotation, molecular function: aspartic-type endopeptidase activity. NCBI's taxonomy places the organism in Eukaryota, Fungi, Ascomycota, Pichiomycetes, Pichiales, Pichiaceae.
AUGGUUCUUCAUAAAUUGAUCACUAUUGUCUUGUACUUGUUAAUAGUUAAAGCCUCCUAUCUAAGCUUGCCAAUUUCAAAAAAGUCGUAUAGCACAGAAGAGGGUAUUAUUUCUAAGCAAAGACCCCAUCGUCUAAUCAAAAAUAGAAAGGCCGUCCUGAAAAGGAAUGUUUUUGGUGAACUAGAAACUACCAUUAGGUUUGAUCAAACAUUUGUUGAGGUUCAUCUGAGAUUUGGCUCCAAUAGAGAUCCAGUAACUCUUCUUCUAGACACGGCAUCUUCAGAUUUGGUGGUAAACUCUAGUGAUAAUGAAUUUUGUAUUAGUGAUGGACCUGAUCCAGAAAGUAGUUUUGAUACUUUAGUCAACUCUUUGGCGUUUUAUAAACGUGAGGAAGCGGUAAGCUGCCCAAUUCCUAACUCAAGAACAAAAAUCAGGAAAAAAUCAACAACAACUGUUAGUGAAAACUUCAAAUAUAAAACAGAGUCGGUUAUUGAUCAGCAUUCAAUGCAACAUUCUUCAAAUAUAGCAGUAUCUUCUGCGCCUCCAUACCCAAAAAUCAAAAAUUACAGUUCCACCCCAGACCCUUCAUUUAUUCAAAACCAUGCCAACUAUUUGAUGGAAACAACGAAUUGUCCACAUUUUGGAAUGUACGAUCCUUACAAUUCAACUUCAUUCUAUAAUUUGACAACUCCUUUAAAUAUUCAAUAUUUGGACGGUAGUGCAUAUUCUGGUUUUUAUGGUACUGACGAUGUUUAUUUUGCGGAUACCAAAAUAUCACAGGUCCAAUUUGGCUUGAAUGUGGAAACCGAUAAAGAGUGGGGCACACUUGGUAUUGGUUUUGGAAGCAACGAAAAUACGGCACAAGAUGGUCUAAAGGAAUACGACAACUUUCCAAAAAAGCUGAAGAGAGAGGCAAUCAUUAAGAAACAAGUAUUUUCAAUAUAUGCACCUUAUAACAGUGCUCCCCAGUCCCUUAUAUUUGGUGGUUAUGAUCGAAAUGGUUAUAUCCAGGAGUCAGGUUUAACUCUCGUGCCCAUUAUUGAUUAUUCUCCAAGGGAUAAAAAAGGGAGUGGACCCUUUUAUCUUUCCAUAACUAUAAACUCCAUAAGUUUUUCUUACGGUAAUUUGAAACAAAAGGAAGAGGUUGCAAAGGGAAAUGCGGUCACUAUACUUGAUACGGGUUCUACAAGCUCAAUAUUCCCUGAUUACAUAAUUGCACAACUAGUUAUCAAAUACAGCUUCCAAUGGUCAUCACAGUUGAACUGCUAUGUUAUCCAAGAAAAAGAAAUUCCGAAAGAUGAUUUUUAUGUCACUUUUGAUUUCCAAAACGCUUUGAUUAAAGUUCCACUUAUUGAUUUUACAUAUCCUGUAAUAGAUGGUGAUACAUUAUCACCUACGGGAAUGCGAUCGCUACAAGUUACUAGUUCUGAUAGUGACCUGUUGGUCCUUGGUGAUGAUAUCCUGCAGAAUGUUUUUUUUAUUGUUGAUAUGGAAGACCUAAAUAUUGCCUUAGGACAAAUCAAUCCAGACAAAACAAGUGAAAAUAUAGUUGUGGUGAGAGAUAAAAUAGUUGAUGCUAUCAAAUCAAAUGAAUGGGACAACGUUUGGGGUUACAAUGGUUGUCGAAAACUAGAACUAAUCAAUAUUUCAGGUUCAAGGACUCCAGAAGAAUAUCAUAGUGACAAGAAUAUUUCUCUUUAUUUCCCAGGUUUGACUGGCAAUGGUUUUAGUUGGUAA